Molecule: messenger RNA, 4418 nt
Organism: Somion occarium
Lineage: Eukaryota; Fungi; Basidiomycota; Agaricomycetes; Polyporales; Cerrenaceae
Source: the annotation of a GenBank genome assembly
AGAAACAUCUUAGUUCUGUUCAUAUUUAGUCACCAGUCUGAUUACUCGAGUCCUUCUUUCGUGCUUUCGUCACUUUCCCCCGUUGCAUAUCAUUAACAUCAUCUUGUACAAUCAUCCUGUCACCAAAGUGUAUCUUAGCUUUCUUUCCGAAUUCAUUGUGGCGCCUACGCGUUCAUCAUUUCAGUAACCUCAGGAUUCGUAGACAUAAGUCACAUAACCCCUUGCGUAUCACUGAUAAUUCUUGCACUAAUAGGUGUUUUUAGAGCAAACUACAGUGUGCAAAUUCAGUAUCAUGGCCUCUAGCAACCCAGUCUCGCUCAAUCUCCUUCGAUCUUAUUACCCCGUCGUGGAGACUCUACAAUGUUACCUGGCAAAUAUUCUGGAGAAGGGCUCCUGCGACACACAGUACCUGACGCAUGAGACGGAUACAAUGCUGUACCGUACUUUACUUAAGGAAUCAUAUGUGGCCAAUCGAUAUACGUUGCCGGAAACGCGUUUCAAGCCGUUGAAGCCUAUGGUUCCACUUAAAGAAGUUAUUGAGCGCGCUCAGGUGAAGUUGCUCUCUAAGGGCAGGGGAUCGGGCGAGAAUGUGAUAACUGCUGGCUACCGUCUGAAUUAUAAGCGGCAGCCAGCAUUCCAAGCUAGUGUGACGAAUUAUUUCUUGAACACCAUCGUGACAGCAUUGCACGCUGUGCAAUGGAAUGACCUGUUUCAGAGGAUCGGAGAGGAUGCUAUGUUACAUCUGCUUACCGAGACUUCCGUCUUUAUUCCUCUUCCUAACUCUUGCUUCUGCCAAAUGACGGGGAGUCCCAUCGUCCAUUCUAAGCCUACUUCAGACCGCCUUAUUAUAUCCAGUAAUCCUCGUGACGUUACCGGUAAACGGGAGGCGGAAGCGGCUCCUGCGGAGGAGGGGCCGCCCAAACGACAGAGAAGAAAAAUUACAGACAUUGGACAACGGAGGAAUUCACUGAAACCAUACUCUACGUCAGACAGGAGGUCUCCAGCGGACAUCGCUCUUAUUCGAGCACGCAUGUUUUAUUUCCGCCCGUAUUUCGUCGGUCGUACCAACCUCGUGGUCGUUGGCUUCCCACCAAAGCAUGUUCUGAACCGCCUGAAUCCUUCUAUUCAUAAAAAGAGAGAUUCAGGUCAAGUGUGGGUUGAACCGGACCCUCGCAAGCAAAUGGAAAAUGCGCGACAUCUCGCAAAAUACGUGUUCCCCACGCAAUACGAACUUCCUAAUCCGUUCACAGUGGAUAGAACAUGUUUUCAAGGCCAUCGUCUUCCUAAUUACUUCGACCGAGAAGACCAGAUAAAGGCAAAAGGAUCCUGUAAAACCCCAAAGCGACUGAAGCCCGUUCUUCCUAUUCUCGAGAAAUUGAUCUGGCGACAUGGAAAAUGUGGCUACAAACCGCUGCUGAACAAAAUCUGUCCAUCCAAACUCAAAACAAAUCGUGAACAACCAUUGGACAGUAGCAUUAUAUUGGAAAUGAUGUCAGAGAAUUCGAUCAUUAUCAAUUCACAGCAACCCGUUUCUUCAGGAAAUCUUUCGAUAGACUCCCAUGGGAACACCAUCUUACCAGAAGGCCUCACCCAGGCUCGCAACGAAGUCAAGAAUAAGCCUCGCUUUGCGGAGUUCGCUUGCAGUUAUGUGGAGGUCUUUUGCUUUCUUAUGGUCAUCACUAAAUCUAUUGUUCCUCAAGAGCUUUGGGGAUGUCAAAGGAACUUUAAGCUUGUCGCUAAACACGUGAAAACUUUGAUUAGCGCAAGACGCUACGAGACAUUGACUCUGCAUAAUAUUCUUCAAGGAUUCAGUACGUCUGAGUGCGAUUGGCUUAUUCCAGGCGGUCGAUCUGCUCAGCAGAGUCGUGUUUCCCUAUCGGAUAGUCAGAAACGAUUAGAACUCUUGUCAGAGUUUCUGUUCUGGUACUUCGAUUCGUUUCUGAUCCCCUUGAUUCGCACAACGUUCUAUGUCACAGAAUCAUCAGCAUUUCGUAACAAAGUCUUGUACUUUCGUCAAGAUGAUUGGACUACUCUCUGUGCGCCCCUUAUUGAGAGACUCAGUUCGAACACAUUCGAGAAGCUCGAUCCGUUGGAUGCGCAGGAACUUCUCAGGCAACGGAGGUUAGGUUUUUCCUUUGUCCGUCUCCUCCCAAAGGAAACUGGCGUACGACCUAUUGUGAAUCUCAGGAGAAAGAAGCAAGUUAAUACGGGUCUUUUGCCUGGAAAACCCGCACAAUCUAUUAAUCAGAUCUUGCAAGCUGCAUUCCAGAUCCUGAAUUACGAGAAGGAGAAUCAACGGUCCUUGCUCGGGGCGUCAGUAUUUGGACCCAAUGAGGUGUAUACCAGACUGAAAGCUUUCAAAUCCCACUUGUUGUCUCAAACAACCUCUGGCAUCCUACCUAGACUAUACUUCGUCAAGGUCGAUGUCCAAGCCUGCUUUGACACAAUUGAGCAGACUAAGCUAUUGAGCAUCCUUCGUGAUCUCAUCUCGGAGGAGUCGUAUGUGCUUCAGCGGCAUGGUCAAGUGUCUCCAGUUGCUGGCAAGAUUCGACGUGCAUAUGUCAAGAAAGCCAUGUCGGAUGAUGAUCAUCCGCAUUUCCUCAGCCUUGCAACUAAACUAGCUGGUGCACUGCGCAACACCAUAUUCGUAGAUCAAGUCGUCUAUCCUUACGCUCAGAAGCAAGAAGUUCUGGAAUUACUCGAAGAACACAUUACCGAGAACCUCGUGAAGAUUGGAGAGGACUAUUAUCGUCAAACAGUUGGCAUACCCCAAGGAUCUGUCUUGUCCGCCUUACUCUGUUCCUUCUUCUAUGGACAUCUUGAGCAGGACCGCCUGAGGGUCACUGAUGAUUCAAACAGCGUCCUACUGAGACUUAUUGACGAUUACUUGUUUGUCACAACGAGUUCGGGAAGGGCUAGAAAGUUUUUGCGAACGAUGCAGGAAGGUCAUCCUGAAUAUGGUUGCUUCAUAGCUCGUGACAAGACAUUGACAAAUUUCGAGACGGAUGAUCCCACCACCUUCAUUGGGCCAGAGCAGAAAUCAUUUCCCUGGUGUGGAUACCUGAUCAAUAUGUUCGACCUUUCCGUGACGGUUGAUUACGGCCGGUUUCACAGCGAUUAUCUUCAAGAUUCUCUGACGGUUGAAAGUGGCCGUCACGCAGGGACGACGUUCGUUCAGAAGAUGAUGCAAUUGGCAAAAUCCAAGAGUCACAUUAUAUACAAUGAUUCAGUGCUGAACGCCAAGCCUGUUGUUCUGAAGAACAUAUAUCAGAACUUCAUGCUCUGCGCGAUGAAGAUGCACUACUACCUACAGAAUUGGGGAUUGGAUGUACUGAAGAGUCCCGCUUUCAUCCUGAAGACAAUCCGACAGGUGAUCCGAUAUACCUACGCCACCAUCCGAAACAAGGCAAAGAACGUAGUCGCAAAGGCUUCCAAUGCACGCUUUGAAGUGCCGAAAGGCCAUGUGUUCUGGUUAGGCACACAUGCCGUUCAUACCGUGUUGUCACAGAAAGCCCACCUUUACCCGCAAGUUUUGAAUUCUCUGCAAUUUGAAUUGAACCUUGCGCACAACAGGAGGCUUCGACCGGGGCUGCGUAAAGUGGUAAAGGAAAGCAGGCAAUUGAUGGCUGUCCUCUCAUUCUAAUUCUAAUUUUAUCUCCAAGUUGCAGGGCAUGUAUAGUAGCCGGUAACCCCCAUCAGUUUCUUUCCGAUGUCAUCCUCCUUUUCGCCGUUUGGUCGGAUCCCGGCAGCUCUCGAGGCUGAACAUUCGGCUGUAAGGUGGAUAAAAGCCUGGUUAGACACCAACCCAUGACUUCCGGGUCGUUGGUAGUGCGGCUCGGGUCGAAUUUGUAGGGUGCUACGCGUGGCCCAAGCCCCAGAAAACGCUAGUGUGGAGGUAAGAGAAUACUUUCUAGAAAGAGGAUGAUAUUCGGUCGGUAUACGACCGAGGUACGACAGCUGUCUGCACCACUGAGGCCAUCAUCGAGAGUCUCGUGUUGUCCUUGGACGAACGUUCGAAUUGAAGAACUGAUAUGCAGACCUACGAGCCAAGAUGAACCUCGGACCUCUGACUUUUGGAAAUUGGACGACUUAGCUGCGUUCAGCAUAGAAGUCGCAGACGGAGGUGCAUAACUGAUACUAAGUGAGCAUGCGUCACCUCAUCCUCGUUGACGAGUAUAAGUACACGAACCCUUGAAGUGUAUGAUCGAUUCCGUAGUAGUCCUAAAUGUCGAGCACACAUGUACGAAGUAGUGUGUUGCUCGCGGGAAGACCAAAACUUAGACAUAUCCGGAUAUUCGACAUUGAGGAUCCGCCGGGGUCCUAAGAGCAUGUAUAGUAGUCGGAGACCUAUAAUUUAGAGCUUUCUUUCGGACAUCAUACUUCUUUUCGCCGUUUGUGCUCUCCCGAUAUUUGAUGUC